UUGAAUCCAUGGUCAAUCCAGAUGUGCGCCCAAAACGUCAAGAUUUCAGCAACUAUUACACACGAGUACGGUCGUAUGAGCAUGCCCCCGAUCUCCAGGCAUUGAAGGGUCGUCUUGUAGAAGCUGGAUUGUAUUACUCUGGACCCGGAGCACAACUGAGGUGUUUUUCAUGUGGUAUCAUCUUGGAUUGUCUUGAUCGUACAAUGAAGCUAUGGAAAUUGCACGCUUGUCGCUCUCCCAAUUGUGCCUACCUGCUAGAAGUUAAAGGAGAACGUCGAAUGCGUCGUGCUGUAAGAGAUUUUGCCAACCAGGAAAGCAUCACAACAAAUAACACUGAGGACAACGAGGUGUUAGCUGAACAUCCUGCUACCGGUAGACAUCAGCAGUCGCUUACAUGGAAUGCAACUUCAACAACUCAACAACAGGCCUUUCCAAGAACAGCACAUGUGUGUUCCGACGCAUCUGGUGAGGACGAAGCGACACCGAAUGAUACAUCUUGUAUGUCUCGAUCAGAGGCUAUCUGUCCAUCAGCAGUCAUGUCUGUAGUUACUAGAUAUGAUAAAGGAUGUUUGUGUAUAAGCAUGUCAGAGCAGGAUUUCUUCAAUGUAAAUAUCCCUGAUCCGUCUUCAUCAAAAGAAGGUUUGGUAGAAAGUUUAAAUUCUCUGCCAUUAUCAGUUGAGGAAAUGCAGACUUUUUUGGAUUUGUUUCCUCUGUUACGGGGGUGCAAGGUAUUUUCCAAUAUUGAUUUGCCACGACCAUGUCCAAUUCUGACCACCAGCGAAAUGGGGGUCUUUGUUGUAUAUGAAGAUGCAAGAAGUCGCGGUGAUUUGAAUGGUCGUCUUGGUCAUUUCAUUGCUGUCCAGAUUAAUACAAUAAUUGGCAAUGAGGUGCAUGUCACUAUUUUUGAUCAUCUCCAUCGGAAAAAUAAUGAAAUAAAUCAACAUACGCUGCGACUUAUUGCAAAGCUUCUCAAUCUCCGCCCAGGCACUACACUGACGGUACAUAAAUUUCCAGUACAAAAUCAAAUUUCAAAUUGGGACUGUGGACCAUUUGUGCUCAAUGACAUUAUAUAUAUCAGAAAUGGAAAGGAAGAUGGUUUACGGGCACUUUUCGAUCAGAUAGAAAUUCGUAGUCAUCUGCGUUUUUGCGUUCAAACUGAUACAUGCACAUGUUUAGACCCAAUACAAUGCAAACAUGUUAGAGAUGAACCAUGCGUGACACAUUCGUACGAAGUGAAUUCGGAUGGUUCUGUCGUGGCAAGACAAUGAAACCAUUUAAAUUAGCAGAACAAUUCGAAUAGUGCUCAUGAUGUACGCUGAGAUUGUGCUAGCAAUAAUGUAGAAAAAUAAUCCCUAUUUGUAUGGAUUAUCUCUUUUGUCUGUAUGUAAUGACACAAGACUUGAUGAAAACAGAGAAAUGUUCUACAUGUACGUGAGCAUGAAGCAGAAACCACUGACUCAUAUUUGUUUGUGAGGAAUUAAUUGGUCUUGUUUUGUUUGGUUUGAUUUUCAGUCCUAUCAGCAGCUACUGCUCUGUUUAGCACACUUGCAAUGAGGCAAGCUAUUCAAACAUAUUGUCUUAAAUAUUAUGAAAUUAACGUAUAUUGUGCACCCAUUUUAUUAUAUUUUGUAUUCACAAUAACAUGUAUGUACACUUAAAAUAGUUUAGCAUAAUAUUAAAAAAGGGUAAUUUAGUGUUGUAAGUUGUUUUAGGUUGUAAUAUAAAAUAUAUUCUAAAUUAACAAUCAUAGUCAUGUAUAUAAGGUACAGUCUCGACAAUCAAGUACAUUUUUGUUCUCAUCAGAUAAUUUUAGGAUAAAAUGUAGAAGAAAAUGUCAAGUCGUGCCCCAGAUCACGGGCUGAACAGUAGGACAACUGAAGUUUUGAGAGCUGGAUUCACGGGGUUGCUGUAUUAGUUUGAGGGGCAGGAUUAUCAAGGCUUGAUAGUGGGACAAUAGUUUUAGUGUUGGCUACAUUAAGGAGGCUGGAUACAGGGACAACGUAUAAGUGGUAGUUAGAUUGGUAAAGCUUGAUAGAUGUAUAACCAACCAUAUUAGUGAUAGCUGGUAACUAUAAAACAAUGUUUUAUACUGGGGCAGCGUAUAUAAGUGGUAGUUAGAUUGGUAAAGCUUGGUAGAUGUACAACCAACCAUAUUAGUGGUAGCUGGUAAUUAUAAAACAUUGUUUUAUACCGGGACAACGUAUAUAAAUGGUAGUUAGAUUGGUAAAGCUUGAUAGAUGUACAACCAACCAUAUUAGUGGUAGCUGGUAAUUAUUAAACAAUGUUUUAUACCGGGACAACGUAUAUAAGUGGUAGAUAGAUUGGUAAAGCUUGGUAGAUGUACAACCGACCAUAUUAGUGGUAGCUGGUAAUUAUAAAACAUUGUUUUAUACCAGGACAACGUAUAUAAAUGGUAGUUAGAUUGGUAAAGCUUGGUAGAUGUACAACCAACCAUAUUAGUGGUAGCUGGUAAUUAUAAAACAAUGUUUUAUACUGGGGCAACUUAUAUAAGUUGUAGUUAGAUUGGUAAAGCUUGAUAGAUGUACAACCAACCAUAUUAGUGGUAGCUGGUAAUUAUAAAAUAAUGUUUUAUACUGGGGCAACGUACUGGUGGCUGGAAUGAGGAGGUGGGAUAGCGAGACAACCGUUUCAAUAGUAGCUGGAUUAGCCAUGUUCAACUUUACAUUGUUGUUGAUAAAACCUAUUAUUAUUAUUAUUAUUAUUAUUAUUAUUAUUAUUAUUAUUUUAAUGCACAACUGUUUGUUUUGUUAUCAUAAAAUCAUUUGUGUGUGUCUUCAUCCGUUUUUCACAGUUUGGUAUAUUUUUCAUAGUUUUUGUAUGCAAUUUGUAUGAUGUGGAUAGGCCGUAGGAUUACUUUUUAUUUUAUUUUGUCAUGGCUGAUGUGAUCAGUGGUCGAAAUGACAACAGAUGGAAUGGAUAAACUAACCUAAAUAUUAACCUAGGAAAGUAUCGAUUCGGUUUAGUAAGUGAUGUAACGAUCAAAUGAUGAGAGUAAUAUUGAGUUGGUACUGUGGUAUCAUCAGAAUCAAACGACUCUGGUAAAAUGUUGUUUGACCGAACAUUGUUGGUCAAUAUAAUUGGGUGGAGUCUUCUUUUGAAUUUACUCUGAUAAAUAUGAAAUUGGGUCCAUUUAUAAGACUAUUCGUCAAAGUUGAUGGCUUAUCAUUGCAAUAUAUUUUCACCGCUCUGUUUGCUAAAUAGAUGAAGAAUAAAAUGUCUCAUUGAAUAAUGGAAAUUUAAAUUAAAACGAAAUGUAUUAAGAUUGUAUUUGAUUGCUGAUAUUAUAUUAUGUUUUCCCUUGUAUAUUGCUACAUUAUCCAAACUGCUAAGGCUUUGCAUUUUAAAUUCUUAUGUAAUUUAUUUACCGUUUAGGGACUUUUUGCUUUUGCUGCUUUUCUUGUUGUCACCAUUCUUCCUCUUGAUUGAUUGAUUAACAUAUUUAUAAGUGUACGCCAAGGUGCUGUGUUAACAGCCCAUCUCUAUGUCACAAUUGAGUAUAUACGUGUUUUACUGCAUCGCAAACUAUUUCCAAUAUGGCAUUUGCGAUUCGGGUCUGUUUUGUGGACUUUUGUAAUGGUUCCAAUUAAAAUUAGAACUUGUUUUGACUACUAUUUUUCAUUCUUCAAAUUGUUAAAGAAGAUCUGUCGAAGUUAGCAUGGUUUUGUAUUGAAAUCGACAUAAAAGGCAGGUAAAACAGAGGUUAUUAUCAGAGAAUGUGUUGUUCGAUUUAAUAAAGUAUAGCUAUCAAAUAUAAUAAAUUCGUACAAUAAAUAAACGCAGCUUACAUUUGUAAGUCUAAAAGCAU
Messenger RNA from Mizuhopecten yessoensis (Yesso scallop), 3826 nucleotides. RefSeq lists its product as uncharacterized. The coding region runs from base 9 to 1268 and encodes 419 amino acids. NCBI's taxonomy places the organism in Eukaryota, Metazoa, Mollusca, Bivalvia, Pectinida, Pectinidae. Gene Ontology annotation, cellular component: nucleus; cytoplasm; spindle microtubule. Gene Ontology annotation, biological process: regulation of cell cycle. The transcript is spliced from 3 exons. The record is from RefSeq and is a predicted model, not a curated record.